Messenger RNA from Penicillium bovifimosum, 1314 nucleotides. RefSeq lists its product as uncharacterized. Bases 1 to 1314 code for a protein of 437 amino acids. The record is from RefSeq and is a predicted model, not a curated record. NCBI's taxonomy places the organism in Eukaryota, Fungi, Ascomycota, Eurotiomycetes, Eurotiales, Aspergillaceae. The transcript has a single exon.
AUGGGACAGGUCUGGUGUAGUCGAGUCUUGCCUCGUCGACGUAGAGGCCUUCCAGAGAACCCUUUCAUGGUACCAGCGGUCUUCGAGGAUUUGCGCAGCCGAUGGAACAAGGAACAGCUGCGAAAGGAGGUUGACGAUGAUAUCAGCUGCCUUGCCGCCCAUAGUGACUAUCCCUGGGCGGAUAUCACCAUCAUGGUUCCCGGAGAAGCCGAUGUUGAGUGCGCUCGUGUCGCCAGACUCACCGGUUGUGCAGUGUUGACGGACGACUCGGAUCUCAUGCUCCACGAUCUUGGCCCGGAUGGCGCGGUUGUAUUUCUUGACACCGUGCAAACAUCCUCAGGGAUAUGGGAUCCGGCUGAGCCAGAUAUUCGCGGAAUGAGAAUUUGCCCACGUGAAAUCUCGCGCCGAUUGGGGAUCACAAGUGUUCAGUGGCUUGCUUACGAAUUGCUAAAUAACGCUCAACUAAGUCUUGCUGAGCUCACUCGCAAGUCCAAGGACGGCACUAGGGCAACCGAGGAUUCGUCUGAAUACCGGGAAUUUCUUCGAGAAUAUCAACACGAGACUACAGAGUUCGAAGCGAUAUGCAGGGCAGGGUAUUCAGCUCGACCCUUGGAUCCGAGGGUAUCGGAGCUCUUCUGGCAGUAUGAACUUUCCGAUAUCUACUGCUCGGGCGAACAAGCGCACAUCUAUCUCGGAGUGCUCAAUGAAGACUCUUCCAGACGAUGUGCCUGGGAGCAAGGCCGAACAUACAGGAGCCUUGGCUAUUCCUUUCUGAACAAUUCUCGCCCUGCUGCCAAUCGAUUCGUUGUCGUGCAUGAGUUCGUUCGCAGAGGUGGCAGGGUUGUGGCCGAGGAAAUCGCUUUAAGCGGAGCAAAGACCGUUGCCUCCGACUUGGAGCUCCUCCAGGCACGUCUUGCCCAUGCGCAAACUACUUUUGGCAAUGGCCUGGCGGCGGAAACAUUCUGGUAUUUGUUCGCUCUGUCCGAGAUCUAUCGGGAUGAAUCUAGCACAACCACACUUCCGAGUGCGAAGCAGUUGCAGAGCUUUCUAACAUUGGGUCGUAUGCUUCAAACUACCCAAUGGCCGGACAUACACCUUCUUGCUCAGAUGCAGGCUGUAUUGUAUUCUUUACGAAUACUGAAACAGCUACUAGAUGUCGCGGCUCCUGACGAUGACUUGGAGGAACCUAGGCCACUUCUUGCAAGUUUACCUCCAUUAUGCAUAAUGAUGUCGCGACAAAGAAUAGCUCAGAGCUUUGCCGAUACUCAAUUUGUCCGGAUUGCGGUUCGUCAAUUGUUAAAAACAUACAAAUGA